AUGGUCGACCGGGAUCUCGAGAUCGACAUCGAGGGGGUUGACAAGGUCCUUUUGUUGAGACUUCUGCAUGAGAGCGCAAGGUCAUUCCCAAGGUCCGCCAGACGGGCCUUCAAUGAGCAAGAGGCACGCACAGCGGUCACACAAUACAUACAUUAUUUCUGUGGCUGCUUAAUCGCCUGCGACAUAUCCGGAGAUAAGGCCCGGCAUACCUGGCGGUACGAUUGGUACGUGGGAGAGGGGUCGUUCGAGGCCACGGUUGCAAUCGCCCGCGAAAUGAUGCCGACAUAUCAUGAAGCACCGCCCCUCUGGCUGAUCGAUGAGUUGGACUGCGUGAAUAUUCCUGCUGCUACUGCCACUGCUACUGCUGCUCCUGCUACUGCUACUGCUGCUACUGCUACUGCAGCGAUUGCCACUGAUACUGCAGCACCAGCACCAGCACCAACAACAACCAAAUCCCUCGGCGAGACAAGCUACGUCGGGGGUCCGCCACGACUGGGUGGUACCAGCAGGCGGUAA
Molecule: messenger RNA, 516 nt
Organism: Aspergillus fijiensis CBS 313.89
Lineage: Eukaryota; Fungi; Ascomycota; Eurotiomycetes; Eurotiales; Aspergillaceae
Exons: 3
Coding region: 1-516 (171 amino acids)
Source: RefSeq, a predicted model, not a curated record